AUGACCGAGCAAGUUACUGGAGCUAUCAAACACGCAGUCAUGGGACACCGAAACGACAAGAUCGAUCAGCUCAAGGCCAACAUUGUUGAGCCCAGCGAGAACACUCGAAUCACUUCCGACUAUGGAGUGAAGCAGAACAACACCGAUCAAUGGCUACGCGUCAACAGCGAGGACCAAACUGGUCCCAGUCUUCUCGAGGAUGCUUUUGGACGGGAGAAGUGUGUUAAGAUCCAUCGCUUCGACCAUGAGCGCAUCCCCGAACGUGUUGUCCAUGCCCGCGGUGCUGGUGCUCACGGCACUUUCAAGCUGUUCGAGUCCGCGGAAGAUGUCACAAAGGCCGGCAUAUUCACCGACACCUCGAGAGAAACACCUGUCUUUGUCCGAUUCUCGACCGUUUUGGGAAGUCGCGGCUCCGCAGACACUGUUCGUGAUGUCCGCGGAUUCGCCGUCAAAUUUUACACACAAGAGGGCAAUUUUGAUUUAGUAGGGAACAACAUACCUGUUUUCUUUAUUCAGGAUGCAAUGAAGUUUCCCGAUGUCAUCCAUGCAGGAAAGCCUGAGCCGCACAAUGAGGUUCCUCAAGCACAGUCCGCGCACAAUAAUUUCUGGGAUUUCGUCUGGGGACACUCAGAAGCGACUCAUAUGUACAUGUGGGCGAUGUCCGACCGCGCAAUUCCUAGAUCCUACCGCAUGAUGCAAGGUUUCGGCGUCAACACCUAUACUCUCAUCAACGACAAGGGCGAGCGUCGAUUCGUCAAGUUCCACUUUACACCUGAGCUCGGAGUCCACUCCCUGGUUUGGGAUGAAGCUCUUAAGCUUGCUGGCCAGGACCCUGACUUCCACCGCAAAGAUCUCCAGGAGGCCAUCGAAAACGGCGCGUACCCGAAGUGGAAGUUCGGCAUCCAGGUGUUGGAGGAAUCCCAAGAGCACGAUUUCGACUUCGAUAUCCUUGACGCUACUAAGGUCUGGCCGGAAGACCAGAUUCCCGUCCGCUAUAUCGGAGAGCUGGAGCUUAACCGCGUCGUCGAUGAAUACUUCACCGAGACCGAGCAGGUCGCGUUCUGUACCAGCCAUCUUGUGCCUGGUGUUGGCCCGUCAGACGAUCCUCUGCUCCAGGGCCGAAACUUCUCUUACCAGGAUACCCAGCUCAGCCGUUUGGGUACCAACUGGGAGGAGCUACCUAUCAACAAACCUGUUUGCCCAGUUAUGAACUUCAACCGCGAUGGUGCCAUGCGACACACUAUCACCAAGGGCAAAGUCAACUACUGGCCUAACCGAUACAGCCACCAGCCCCCUGCUACCGUCCAGGAGGGUGCCUACGUUGACUACCAGCAAAAGGUUGCCGGCAUCAAGCAGCGGGCCCUCAGCAAGAAGUUCAAGGAUCACUUCUCUCAGGCUCAGCUCUUCUACAACUCUCUUUCUGAGAUUGAGAAGGCUCACAUCCAGGCCGCCUUCUCUUUCGAGUUGGACCAUUGCGAUGAAGCUAUCGUCUACGAACGCCUGACUGAGCGUCUCGGUGUAGUUGAUGGCGAGCUUGCAAACACGAUCGCUGAAAUGGUCGGCGGCAAGAAGCCCGUCGAGGCCAAGCCGAAUCCCGGAAAGAAGGCCAAGAACUUGAGCCAGAUGGACUUCCUUCCCAAGACUCCGACUAUCAAGUCGCGCCGUAUUGCCAUCAUCAUCGCUGAUGGCUACGAUCCUGUCGCUUUUAACGCUCUUUACGGCGCUAUCAAGGCUCAGAGUGCUCUUCCUUUCGUUAUCGCACCUCGCCGAUCUGCUAUCUUCUCCGCCAACGAGGAUUCAUCCUCAUCCAAGGGUAUUGUCCCUGACCACCACCUCGAAGGUCAGCGAAGCACCAUGUUUGACGCUAUCUUUGUCCCUGGCGGUGAAAAGUCUAUUCAGACCCUUUCCAAGAACGGUCGAGCUCUUCACUACAUUCGCGAGGCUUUCGGUCACUUGAAGGCGAUUGGUGGUACUGGUGAGGCCGUUGAUCUGAUCAACAAGGCCAUCCAACUUCCUGAAGUCUCACUCUCCGAGACAGAUGGCAGUGGCGUCGUCGACAGCUAUGGCGUUGUGACUCUGAAGAAUGCUUCGCCUGACAGCCUCAAGGAGAUUGUCACCGUUGCUUCCGAUGCCAAGGGCUUCCUGGAGAAGUUCGUGUACAACAUCAGCCAGCACCGUAACUGGCAGCGAGAGCUGGAUGGAUUGAGCACUAUGGUGGCGUACUAA
Messenger RNA from Fusarium tjaetaba, 2226 nucleotides. RefSeq names its product catalase-1. The transcript has 3 exons. The record is from RefSeq and is a predicted model, not a curated record. Bases 1 to 2226 code for a protein of 741 amino acids. Lineage: Eukaryota; Fungi; Ascomycota; Sordariomycetes; Hypocreales; Nectriaceae. Gene Ontology annotation, molecular function: catalase activity; heme binding. Gene Ontology annotation, biological process: response to oxidative stress; hydrogen peroxide catabolic process. Gene Ontology annotation, cellular component: cytosol.